Messenger RNA from Nanorana parkeri, 624 nucleotides. RefSeq names its product ATP synthase mitochondrial F1 complex assembly factor 1 (gene ATPAF1). The transcript has 6 exons. The annotation marks the transcript as partial. Gene Ontology annotation, cellular component: mitochondrion. Gene Ontology annotation, biological process: mitochondrial proton-transporting ATP synthase complex assembly. The record is from RefSeq and is a predicted model, not a curated record. NCBI's taxonomy places the organism in Eukaryota, Metazoa, Chordata, Amphibia, Anura, Dicroglossidae.
AUGUCCCGAUACCGGUACUUGCAUCGGGCCCGAUACCGGUACUAUACAGAGGGGGCGUGUCCGGAUGACUGGCUGAGUGCGCGCUGCCUGUUAACCUCCCGCUGCCGCAGUCCACCAACGUGGCGCCAGACCGCAUGGCCGCCUCGGACUCCCGCUCUCGUCCUGCAGAUCUGUCCCUUGAUUCUCUGGCUGGCGCUGAGCUCCGUCCUGAACUUGGAUUUGGUGAAAGACAAAAGUUCUGAUGAGAUAAAACAGAUUUGGAAGGAGUUCUUCUCUAUGAAGGAUUCGGUGUACGCCGUCAUUCCGGGAGAAACGUUUGAUCUGUUGUGGACGAGGGCCCAGAGCUGCCCUGCGUUCCUGUAUGCGUUGCCGAGGGCGGAGGGCUACGAAUUCUUUGUGGGUCAAUGGUCUGGAACGGAGCUGCACUUCACCUCUCUUAUCAAUAUCCAGAGUGUCGGUGCCGCGGCGACCAGUCAGCUGAUUUUGCGUCAUUACACGGAACUCCAGAAGACGAGAGGAAUCGUCCUGAUGAACUCCGAACUGGACUCCAAAUUCCUGGUAAAUGUGGGAGUGGCCUGUCCUAAGGGUUGGCAGUCUUCAUGUGUAGUCCCGCCUCCUGGUGAA